UGUUCUAACUUCUUUGCGUAUUGCGUAGCCUUGAGGCUAUUUUGAUAGGAUAAGACAGCAGAAUCCGGGUAGACCCGUAUCCGUAGCAUACUCUGCCGCCAUCCUAGCUUCCUGGUCCGAUCAUCGAUCACUAUCAGAAUGUCAAGCAAGAGCAUCGAGGACGGAAAGGAGCAAGAGUUCAGUGACGAUGCUGCCAAAAAUCCAGCCGAAAACGAUGGUGACCAAAAAGAAUUGGAUCAAAAUGGUGAAAACCCCAUGCUCUCACCCGAGCAGGAGGAGGAGAUCAUCAAGAAAAAAUACGGGGGAAUGUCAUCAAAGAAGAAGCCGUUGAUAUCUAAGGAUCAUGAACGAGCAUUUUUUGAUUCUGCUGAUUGGGCACUGGGAAAGCAAGGAGCUCAAAAACCUAAAGGACCGCUUGAAGCUCUCCGCCCAAAACUUCAGCCCACUCCGCAACACCAAAUGCGUUCAAGGCGCUCAGUUUAUGCUCCUGCAGACGAUGAUGAUGCAGAGGAUGGCAGUAAUGACGCAUCUCCUGAGCAUGAGAACUGCCAACCACAAGGUGGAGACGAUAAGAACUCAGCUCCUGAAGAUCAAACCUGCUACGGUGGAGACGAUAAGAACUCUGCUCGUGGUGUUCAAACCUGCAAUGCCUAGUUGCAGUUUAAUUUAUUCAUGCUGGCACCCUUUGUCACUUUAUAUUCCCAGAAAAAUAAGAUUUCAGAAACCAUGAUUGUAGGCAUACGAUGUGCUAAUGCAGGAAGUAAAGCAUUGGAUCGUCGUGCUAAUAUUAGUCAUUCGACAAUAAUACAUCUUACAAUGGAUCCUUUUGGCUUUUCCUUCCUUCUAUAUUUGUACCCAAAUAGUGUCAUUAACCAUUGAAUAAAAUAUUGGAAAAAUGUUAAUGGACGCU
This is a messenger RNA of Populus euphratica (Euphrates poplar), 910 nucleotides long. RefSeq lists its product as uncharacterized. Gene Ontology annotation, molecular function: protein phosphatase inhibitor activity. The coding region runs from base 139 to 654 and encodes 171 amino acids. The transcript has 7 exons. Lineage: Eukaryota; Viridiplantae; Streptophyta; Magnoliopsida; Malpighiales; Salicaceae. The record is from RefSeq and is a predicted model, not a curated record. Gene Ontology annotation, cellular component: cytoplasm.